AUGCAAGGGCUCGGCGUGUUUUGUGCACCGUUCUUGUCUGGACCAAUGGCGGGCCACCAAGGAGGGAUUCGCCUUCUGCCACUGCUCCACGUGCAAGACGAGCUUCCACCUGCGCGUGUGCCCGUUGUCCAACCCGCGAUUCCGCCAUCUCAAGUUCAGAUUCUUUGUCGCGAGGGAUGUUGUGCUCGUGACGCUGCUGGUGCAGCUGGGUUUCCACUCCUCCUCGCACUCGCUCCCUCACUCGCUACCUCACUCGCUCCCUCACUCGCUCCCUCACUCGCUCCCUCACUCGCUCCCUCACUCGCUCCCUCACUCGCUCCCUCACUCGCUCCCUCACUCGCUCCCUCACUCGCUCCCUCACUCACUCCCUCACUCUCCCCGCCGGGAUCUGCUCCCCCCCUUCUCCCAUUCCCCCACUUCUCCCAUGCCCCCCCUUCUUCCCUCCUCAAUUUCCACCACCUCUCCAGCUGA
Messenger RNA from Closterium sp. Naga37s-1, 471 nucleotides. The record is from the annotation of a GenBank genome assembly. NCBI's taxonomy places the organism in Eukaryota, Viridiplantae, Streptophyta, Zygnematophyceae, Desmidiales, Closteriaceae.